ACUAGAUACAGAGAGAGGGGGAGUGUGUGUACGAGUGAGUGAGUUGGCAGACGACAAUUUGGGAAAGCCAAGCUAACCAAAAGCAUAAAAUCGAAUUGAAAAAAAAAUAAUUUCAGUAAAUGAAGAAUAUAUUUCAUCAAAGAUGGUAGUUUUCUUUAUCUGAGGGACAGAUGUAGUAGCAGCGAUUAAAGGAUUUACCUUUUUUUUUAAAUCCGGUCACACUUGACAGAGGAUCUACUUAACCAAAUCAUGAACAAGUGCAAUAAAUGUGGAAAACCAGUUUAUUUUGCUGAGCGGAAAACUUCUCUUGGGAAAGAAUGGCACCCAAGAUGUCUACGUUGUGACCAAUGUGAUAAAGUUUUAGCACCAGGUCAACAUGCUGAACACAAAGGUCUUCCUUACUGCAAUCAAUGUUACCAGGCAUUGUAUGGCCCUCAGAUGUGCGGAUAUGGCUCAAACGUGUUUUCUCAAGCAAAUUAUCGGAAAAAGUUAACAAUACCUAUCAGAAAACAUGGAACUAAGGAUCCUCCUACUUUACGCAAAAGCCAUCGCAGUGUCAAGGAAUCCAUUCUGCUGUGGGACAGUGGUAAUGUGGUGGCUGUUUCACUCAGCGAAGAUGAAGAGGAUGAAGAUGACCUUUAUGACAGUGAGACUCUGAAGCCAGGCAUGAGCCAGCAGUAUUGUUUUAGCACUGCGUCUGCUUCUAUGACCCUACCUGUUAAACAUUCUAGCCAAACUUCUUUAAAUAAUGGUUGUGACACUAAUUUACUAAAAAACGAACAUUCCCUGUUACCAAUGAAUAAUGGAGGUCCCCCCUCUUCAUUGUCUCGGACAACAAUCCCUUCCCCAAAUAAUCAUUCUGAAACAUCAUCAACUCUAAAUCAUUCACCAAUUGGCCAUAGAACUUUAACAUCACCAGACACACACAACGCAAUAUCUUCAUCAAAGAAAAACAAUUCAUUAUCAUUUCCAAUACGGAAAAGCUAUAGUUUUUCACCAAAUGGACAUCGUUCAAUAUAUUCUAACCCAGCUUUUCAAACAUUGCCUGUACCGGCGGAUUUCGGCUAUCAUUCAUCACAAGAUGCAUUUGGAACUUUAACAUCUUCCGUGAGUGUAGGAACACUCACUUCACCCAUCAGUUAUGCAAAUUUAUCCAAAAUAUUUGAAAAUUCCCCAACUCAUUCAUUAAAGCAAACAGAUGACACUUGCAGACAAGAUAUAUUGGAAAAAUUCCAGUUGUACAAUGCUUUCUAUGAAGGCAAACGAGGCUGCUUAAGUAUGGAUCAAGUAAAUGGUGUUGAUGUUUUAGAAGGUCCGUUACGGAUAUAUUGGCAAGUUACUAUACCAAUACAGUUAAAACAUUGUGAUGACGUCCCUGUACCACCAAUUGCAUCAUGGAGACACAGCUAUUAUGCUACUCCAACUGGUAAUGGCCUUAAUGUUGAUGCUGAAGAACCACAGCUAUUUGGUUUAUUUGAUGACAUUUACGAUGACGACGAUGAAGAUUAUGAUGAUAAUGAUUUUUCUGAUUCAAAGUCUGACUCUAUGCUACUAAGUUUACGUGUUAACUCUACUGAGUAUGACUUUGAGUAUGAGGCAGAACAAUCUCCACAACCAACUCUCCCCAAAUAUGGCAUGGAUGACAGUGUAAUCGUACCUAAUUUAGAUGGUGUUGUCCGACGUCGAAAUAUUCGCAAAUCCAACACAGUUGCCUACAGAGCUGACCGACCAAGCAAGUGGAAACGAGCUUCUAUAAACGGACAUAUUUACAAUUAUGAUACUCGUGUUUUCACUCCAGUGAUUGGCAGCUGUACUAGUGUUACAGUGAACAGCACAAUGACUGUACCACUGGUUAUAAAAACAUUGCUUGAGAAAUUCAAGGUGGAGAAUGAUGCUGAUGAAUUUUCUCUCUAUGUUGUCACGGAAGCUGAGGGGGAAAGGGAAAUUGGAAUUGGUGAGAUCCCUUUGGAAGUACGUCUGAGACUGGGUGCUGAUGAAACAAAUGCCAAAAUCUUUAUACGGGAGAAAGAUUAUGUGGGCUCAGUUGUCGUUCCUGAAGAAGUUGAACCAAUAGAAGAGAAGACCUGUUAUUUACCAACUGAAGCCCAGCAUACUCUGGAAGCUGUAACUAAAGGAUCUUUUGAAAUGAAUAUCGUAGAGCAAUUAAUAGCCUUACCUGAAGCUGUAUUAAAAGGUUUACUACAGAAAUUUUUUGAUGAUGAAGAAAAAGAUGUAGAGAAAAUCAAGGAUAAGUACAUAAAGGCACGGACUGUGAUAAAAAAUUAUCUAGCUGAUAUCAAACCCGUUUCUGAACUAUAAUACCUCUUUAUUUUGUCUUCCUGUGGCUGUUACAAAGAAAUGCCCACUGCAUCUAUCUUUUGGUCAUUUCUCACCACAUGUACCAUACAUCCAUUGCUGACUCAGGCAAAGCAAUGUCUUGUUCAAGACAUUGCCUAAACAUUGAUAAAUUGGUUGUGAAAUCUAUAUUAAAAAGAUGCAGCAGCUGCAACUAAUUGCAAUCUCCUGUCAAAGACAACAAAUGACUGUGAUCAAGGUAAAAAUAUUCACAAGGUAUUAAUAAUCCAUUAAGAACGAAGCCUCUUAAAUCUCUGCCUUAUUACAUAAAAAUCAAAACUUCAAUUAGGAGCAGUAAAUAAGGUAGACUCAUUGAAGGUAAACUGCUGAGAUGUUUGUUUAUAAAAACAUUUAUGUUAAAGUACUCAUUAGAGCAUAUCAUUGACUUAAUUAAUUGCUCACUGAAAUGAAAUUUGUCUUGAUUAGCUGAAAAUUUUCAAUUACAUUUUCAUUUCAUUAUAAAGCACAUCAUCUCAAUAUUCCACACACAAGUGACAUAGAUAUCCAAUAUCUAUCAUAAUAUUAUUCAAUAUUUAAAAAAAAAAUUUUCUUUUUCUCUUGCACAAUCAUAACAAACAGACUGGGCCAGGUUUCUUCCCAUCAUUAACAUCUCACACAGCCUUUUCUCAUUUUUUAAAGAGAAAGUGUUCCUUAUGCAAAUAGUUACCCACCCUCCAUCAAAUGCCAAUAAAAUUCAGUAUUGCAAACAGAUUAAUAACAUAACAACACAAUGCCUCUGUCUCUUGUUCAUAAUACUAGCACUUAUUUCUUGAAAAACCACCCUAUCCCCCUCCUUCUGAACAGUGUUUCUUUUGAACUACACCUCUAAGCUCAAAUCCUCACAUCACAUCAUAUUUCUGAAGUCAACAAUUUUUUUUCUCCACUAACCAUAAUGUUUUUUUUUUGUUGUUUUUUUUUUUAAUAACUCUAACAUAUUUGAACUGCUAAUAGUGAAAUUGGUCUUAUUCUACAUUGGACUGUGUCGACUAUCUGAGCCCAAACACUCUAGGAAUAUAACUCAUUUUAAUGGAUUACAAUGAAAUUCAAGAGGUUUACCUUGUUCUCUGAGGCAAAGGAUUCAAAGGGACUGCAACCCCCACACCCCCCAAAAAACUGAUCUUUUCUUUUUUUUUUCAUCUGGCUGGGAGAAAUAUUUUGUUGAACUAAUCUAUCAGCCGACCAUCUUUAAAAAAACAACUUUUUAAAUGACAAUAUCAAAUCCCUCCCUAAAAUAAAUGUAGAAAUCCAGU
Messenger RNA from Octopus sinensis (East Asian common octopus), 3605 nucleotides. RefSeq lists its product as uncharacterized. The transcript has 16 exons. Lineage: Eukaryota; Metazoa; Mollusca; Cephalopoda; Octopoda; Octopodidae. The record is from RefSeq and is a predicted model, not a curated record. Gene Ontology annotation, biological process: signal transduction. The coding region runs from base 250 to 2319 and encodes 689 amino acids.